CGCGCUAAUGGAGGAUGUGAACGGAAUAAUCUGGGAGAGAUACGGGGAUAUGGACCUGAGCACGCGGAAGUGUUUGAAGUCUGCAGAUCAGAUUCCUUUCCGUAUGAUGCAGUUCGAUAUUGCUGAGUCUCGUCUCCUUGCCGAUCGUCACAAUAUCAAGUCCGUCCCGAUGUACCUCAUCUACUCCAAAGGCAAGCUUGUCUACGCGUCAAACACGUUCACCAAGCGCUACGACGCCAAGGUGGAGGACCAUCAUCCGAGUCUCGACAGGAUGUUCGAGCCCGUGCUCAAGAAGGCCUUCGGGCUGACGACUGAUGACGUCAUCAGGACGCUCGAGCAGGCGAAGAGCGAUGGGGCCAAGGGACUUUUCUUGCCCCACGACCUCAAGUUCGGUGCUCCUGCUUCGUCGUUGGGUGGAGCUUCUGCUCUAGCGAAGAUCAUGCCCUUCCCCUCGCCGAACUUUGCCAAUCAGAAGAAGAAACCGCUCCUGCGGUCCGUAGUAUGUGAGCCCACAGCCGUCGAUGGAAUCUUGUCUCGCAUGGAAUUCACCUUUGGCAAAUCCGGAAAAGUCGAAUCGUGACACUUUGCAUCCCUUGUUUCAAUCACUUGUAAAUAAUCUCAAACUCUUAUCAUGAAUCAAUUGAUCGAAAACUUCUUGGGGUUGAAAACUGCAUUCAGAAUCUCCAGCUCUGCCUGCGCCUUUACCAUGCCUUCUUUUACGUUCUCAAGAGCGAUUUUCCUGCAGAUGAGCGAAUUCUCAUAGUGUAAAAUCUCUGACUUCAACUUUGUCCUUUCGUUCACUCGCUCUAACUGGCUGUGGACGAUACUCAAAACGCUUUCUAACUUCUGUCGUUGUUCUCUCAACGUUUUGAAAAAGGGAGAGUCGGAAGUGUCAUAGGUCGUCUCAGUUGAAUGAUGCUGUUUGGGGUAUGAAGAAGACUUCUUAAGAACAACUCCUUGACUCGUCUUCAACAUAACAAUCUGUUCUCUUAUGCUCUCCAGCUCGUUCUUUGCAUUUUCAAACUCCUUGUCGUGCGCAUCAAACUCUGCUUUCUUCUUCUUAUGCAUGUCUCGUAAUUCUUCUAUCGGCAUAUCAUCCCACGAUGACUUUUCUGUCUCCCCCUCUUCUGGAUUCAUGAGCUUUUCUUGCAGCUCCUCUAUCGUGUACACUGCG
This is a messenger RNA of Guillardia theta CCMP2712, 1174 nucleotides long. RefSeq lists its product as hypothetical. Bases 8 to 580 code for a protein of 190 amino acids. NCBI's taxonomy places the organism in Eukaryota, Cryptophyceae, Pyrenomonadales, Geminigeraceae. The transcript has 10 exons. The record is from RefSeq and is a predicted model, not a curated record.